Musa acuminata subsp. malaccensis (wild Malaysian banana) is the source of this 2044-nucleotide messenger RNA. RefSeq names its product ultraviolet-B receptor UVR8. The record is from RefSeq and is a predicted model, not a curated record. NCBI's taxonomy places the organism in Eukaryota, Viridiplantae, Streptophyta, Magnoliopsida, Zingiberales, Musaceae.
UGUCCCGAGUAGCUGAUCCCAAUACACCGACAGCUUCCGUCGCUCCUCACCGCUCGAUACUGAUCGUCUUAAAAUAAACCCCGAACUGGUGCAAAGCUUCGUCAUCAAGCUCCCUCUUCGCCGCACUCCUUAUCUUGUUGGUUUCGGCGGAGAAACGGACGAACGAAAGCAAAAGGUGGCGAUCGGCAAACAGAGGCUUUCUUUCUCCUCUUUGCCUCCCCUCAGUGCCUUCCUUUGUUCGUUUCUUGCGUCAGUCGGAGUUGACUUCGUGUAAGAUCGUGUCGAUAUUUUCUUAAUAUCUUGCUCCUUUCCGUUCGAAGACCCGCGAAUCGUAGUCGCAAAAAGCGUUUCUUUCGGAUCGGAAUCAAUUCCAGAUGCUUCUUUCUUGUAGCAGCCAAUAACCGCAUAAAGGAAGCUUCUCUUGGGGAUCAAGAAAGACAGUGCCUCCAAUGACGGGAUGCAAUCGUGCCAUCUGUAUGGAAGAGCUGCCAGCUCAUCUAAUUCUGGAGAUACUGAGCUCUGGUCAUCUAGGUGCAGCCGACCUUGCAUGCUUCGAGGCAACUUGUCGGAUGUUCUGUGGUGAUCAUGGGCUUUUUCCUGACAGGUUUCAAUCCAUGGUUGAAAUCGCUGCAUUCCAUCUUUGCAAGGCACAUUCUAUAUUCAGUUCUUUCCCUCCAACUGCACGAACUAAGCUGCUUGAUCGUUGUGGUGGAAAUUGGAAAAAGGUCCUGAAGUUCUUGCAAUCUGUGGAGCAUUCUUCCAGCAGUGUCGAGACAUCAUCAGGCAAUAUGCAGGUCACUGCUGGAAGAUAUCACACACUACUAGUUCAUGGCUCAUCAGUGUACUCUUGUGGAUCCAGUUCAUGCGGGGUACUUGGUCAUGGUCAAGAGAUAACACAAUGUGCUGCAUUCAGCCGCAUUAGUCUUCCAUCUCAAUCUUUUGUCACCCAUAUCUCAGCCUCUCACAACCAUACAGCAUUUGUCGUGCAAUCUGGAGAGGUGUUCACUUGUGGUGAUAAUUCAUCAUUCUGUUGUGGUCAUGGAGAAGUAGGUCAUGCCAUAUUCAGGCCUACACGAAUCGAAGCACUGAAGGGGAUUCCUUGCAAGCAGGUUGCCACUGGGUUAAGCUUUACUGUGAUUCUUACAACGCAAGGCCAAGUUUACACAUGCGGUAGCAAUGCACACGGCCAACUUGGUCAUGGCGACACUGUAGACAGACCAACUCCAAGGAAGAUUGAACUGUUUGAGGGACUGGGACAUGUGGUGCAGAUUGCUGCAGGUGCGAGUUAUACCUUUGCUGUGACAGAUGAUGGGGUAGUUCAUUCUUUUGGUUCUUGUACCAAUUUUUGCCUCGGGCAUGGGAAUCAACAUGAUGAACUUGUUCCACGUGCCAUCGAAUCAUUUAAGAUGAGGAAUAUUCAUAUAAUACGUAUCGCUGCCGGAGAUGAGCAUGCAGUGGCAGUUGAUUCAAGUGGAUAUGUAUAUACAUGGGGUAGAGGCUAUUGUGGAGCCUUAGGCCAUGGGGAUGAAACCGAUAAGACCAGUCCGGAAUUAUUGACCAGCCUGGAGUGUCACCUUGCCGUGCAGGUGUGUGCAAGGAAAAGAAAAACCUUCGUGCUUACUAAUGAAGGCUGCGUUUUCGCCUUUGGAUGGACGGGUUUUGGAAGUUUGGGGUUUUCUGACAGAGGAAUCUCUGACAAAGUUCUCCAGCCAUGUAUGUUGGACAACUUGAGACCCCACCGCGUCUCCCAAAUCAGCACUGGACUGUACCACACUGUUGCAGUCACCAGCAGAGGUCUCCUAUUCGGGUUUGGGGACAACGAGCGGGCACAGCUUGGGCAUGAUGAGAUGCGAAGUUGCCUGAAGCCAGCCGAAAUAAUGGUUCAUCAGGCAAUGGACGAUACGUACAUUGAAGUGCAAGAUAAUUGAAGAUUUUGUUGUGUACGUAUAUGCAUUUUGUUCAGCUUCCAAAUGAAUGUAGAGUGGUCAUGGAUUCUGCUAAUGUAGUUAUUAAUAAAUAAGAGACUCCAAUAUGUUUUGGUUCC